AUUGAACUAUUUUAUACGUAUUUGAAGUUAGCAGCAGUGGACUUUGAGGUUAUUAUUUUUUAUUUAGUUGAUCAUCUUCCACUUUCUCUUUGUAUUUGGGAUUCCCAUAACACAAUUAAUUUAGUUAGUGUAGUGUUAAAAUUUAAAAAAAAAAUGGAUUUUGUGAGAAAUAGAGAGAUUAUGGAAAUGUGCCAAAUUUUAGCCGAACAAGAACAAUUAAAAGUAACCAUUCAGGAGUCUGUAAAAGCUGGAUUUUUAGCAGGGUGUGGUGCAAUUAUGGGAGGAUUAAUGGGUGGGCCUAUAGGAAUUGCAUUAGGUGGAACUUUGGGAUCCAUAACAGGAGCUUGGUGUUCUAAAGGUAAAUUUAAAUCCGUUGCGGAAAUCUUGAGAAACGAUCUAAGUCCUAAUCAACAACAAAAACUUAUAAAACACGUCAAGGCUGCUUUACAAAAGAUUCGACCCGAAGAUUGGGUUUCUCUGCUAACUAUAGUUUUAAAUAGUGCAUCUUUAAAAGAAAUCGUUAUUAAAGAAAUUGGAACAUUUUUGCUGAAAGAAUUAAAUUUAAUUAUGGUUGAGGGAAUUAAGGGAAAAUAAUUGUGUACAAAUUAACAUAUAAAAUUUAGUAAGGUGAUAAUUAUAUAAGUAUUUUUUUAUUGAAUAAA
This is a messenger RNA of Diorhabda carinulata, 662 nucleotides long. Its product is annotated as protein C19orf12 homolog. Bases 154 to 594 code for a protein of 146 amino acids. The transcript is spliced from 2 exons. Lineage: Eukaryota; Metazoa; Arthropoda; Insecta; Coleoptera; Chrysomelidae. The record is from RefSeq and is a predicted model, not a curated record.